Artibeus jamaicensis (Jamaican fruit-eating bat) is the source of this 3079-nucleotide messenger RNA. Its product is annotated as C-C chemokine receptor type 5-like. The transcript has 2 exons. Gene Ontology annotation, biological process: immune response; chemotaxis; inflammatory response. The record is from RefSeq and is a predicted model, not a curated record. Gene Ontology annotation, cellular component: cytoplasm; membrane. Gene Ontology annotation, molecular function: C-C chemokine receptor activity; chemokine (C-C motif) ligand 5 binding. The coding region runs from base 110 to 1168 and encodes 352 amino acids. Lineage: Eukaryota; Metazoa; Chordata; Mammalia; Chiroptera; Phyllostomidae.
CAUGCGUUUCCUACUUGUCUGCUACUAUAUAUUCAGUUUGCUCAGCUCAGCUGGUAAGAGGAUCUGAGACAUCCGCUCUCCCCACAAGACACUGCCCGGGUGGAGCAAGAUGGAUUAUGUCAUGUCAACCACAGUGGAUUACAUCGAUUACGCUCUGUCGGUGCCCUGCCAUAAAACCGACGUGAGAGCCAUCGCAGCCAAGCUCCUGCCUCCGCUGUACACGCUGGUGUUCAUCUCUGGUUUUGUGGGCAACCUGCUGGUCGUCCUCACCCUGAUAAACUGCAAGAAGCUGAAGAGCAUGACUGACAUCUACCUGCUCAACCUCGCCAUCUCCGACCUGCUCUUCCUCCUCACCAUCCCGUUCUGGGCUUACUACGCUGCGGACCAGUGGGUCUUUGGGAACGGAGCGUGUCAGCUUUUGACAGGGUUCUAUUUAAUCGGCUUCUUCUCUGGAAUCUUCUUCAUCAUCCUCUUGACAAUCGACAGGUACCUGGCGAUCGUCCAUGCUGUGUUUGCUAUAAAAGCCAGGACGGUCACGUUUGGGGUGGUGACAAGCGGGAUCACGUGGGUGGUCGCUGUGCUGGCCUCUCUCCCAGGAAUCAUCUUCACCAAAUCCCAAAAAGAGGGUUCUCGUCUGACGUGCAGCCCUCAUUACCCAACCAAUAAUUAUCAUUUCUGGAAGAGUUUCCAGACCUUAAAGAUGGUCAUCUUGGGCCUGGUCCUGCCUCUGCUCGUCAUGGUCAUCUGCUACUCAGGGAUCCUGAAGACCCUGCUCCGGUGUCGGAACGAGAAGAAGAGGCACAAGGCGAUGAGGCUCAUCUUCGUGAUCAUGAUCGGUUACUUCCUUUUCUGGACCCCCUACAACAUCACCAUGCUUCUGAACACCUUCCAGAACGCCUUUGGCCUGAACAACUGCAGUAGCUCCAAUAGGCUGGACCAAGCCAUGCAGGUGACGGAGACCCUGGGGAUGACACACUGCUGCAUCAACCCCAUCAUCUACGCCUUCGUCGGCGAGAAGUUCAGAAACCACCUGGCAUUCUUGUUCCGAAAGCACAUCGCCAGACGCCUCUGCAAACGCUGUCUGAUCCUCCAGCGAGAGGCUCCCGAGCGCGGAAGCUCCGUCUACACCCGAUCCACGGGGGAGCAGGAACUCUCUACUGGCCUGUGACCCGAACUUGGCUUUUAGACACACACUGGGGGGCAGGAGCAGUUAUUUUAAAAAGGAAGUUGCUAUCACGGUGGGUCCGAGAUCAGUCCAUCUAUCUGGAAUCUGCUGGGAGGGUGGUAAAUACUUUGGGCCCAUGGAUUCCAGAAUCCUGAAUCAAAACAUGUGGGGGAAACAGCCACCUGGCCAUCUCCCCUCCACGUACUUCCACCGUUGGCGGACUGUCCCUUCACUGUGAAAGUUCAUUAGGAAACCAAAAUCCCCAGGGAAUUGCUGAUUCUUGAGUUCGGUUACCCAGCCAGGAACGACUGACAGAAUCAAGAAACGUGUUGUAUCAUUUCUUUCUGCACAGGCCAACGCACAGGUGGCAAAUGUGUUUAAAACGGGUCCUUGUCUUGCCGUGGGGAGAAGAGACAUGAACAGGAUCUGUCGUGAGAGGCCGUCUCCCUCCUGUGAUUUCCUCCAAGGUGGGUUACCAGUUCCACAGCUGCUCAGCGCCAGGUGGAGCCCUGUGGCCAGCUGAGCGCCGGCAGAGCUUCUUCGGUGAGGGGGGGAUGGCUGGGGCAUCGGCUGUCAGCGGAAGAGAGGAAAGCAGAGCUCCAGACUGCAGGCAGCAAAGACACAGUGGGGUACGGUGCAGGCUGGGUUAUGAGGAACCCAGGCAGCACUGCUCCCCCAGGUCUGAGAGCAGAGAUGGGGCCCUGGCGGUGUGGCAGGAGGCUCACUCCAUGCCCUGAGGAUGACCUGGAAAGGUGCACAUGUGGGGCAGGGAGCCCAGCAACAAGCAGGUCUGGGUGAGGGGCCUCCGCGUGGGUCGAGGCAGCUGGGGGGGUGCUCACUCACAGUGUUUGAGAUUAGAGUCAGCAGAACUGGGCCCACUUGGGUGGGUGGCGAGGGGCACAGAGGAGUCGGAGAGACCCUGGGCUUCAAACUUGCAGAUUGGAGAUGCCCUAAAAGAGACUACAAGCAUGGAAGGGAGGGGAGGUUCAGGUGGAAAUCGGGAGGGUAGGUGAAGAGGUUGGGUCGCUUUUGUGAGCUCACAGGCAGCCCUUCACGAUGGGCUCAUUCUCAGAAAUGCCUUCCCCCCACCCGAGUUCGAUCACGAGGCAUCUCCCGGAGGCUUUGAGACAACACGCGUUUGGGAAUGCACGGGCCUAGGGUCCAGGAACACUUCCGGGUCGGGUAGCACAUAGUUCAUGAAAACCCAGCACUUUGCAGGCAUGAGCCCAGAAGUGAGGGAAGCCCAGAUGGCCUGGUGUCUGCCUGCCACACACUCAUCACUGUUUAAGUAUCGCCGUCCAGACAGAAUUAUAUCAACAGGCAGAAGGGAGAAGAGACACACUCAUCGGGAAACAAGCUGUCUCCAGCUUCAGAAACCACCAAAGCACAGCUUGCCAACCUCUGUGUUCUGGGCCGAGCGUGGGGCCUUCAGACACCCCUUCCAGUGCCCCCUCCAGACAAACGAUCCCCAAACACUAAGGGAGCCGUGCGGUUCCGAGGGAGAGUGGUGGGCUUUGUUUCAUUCUGCAGUCGCCACUUUUCUUAUCUUGCACAUGAGAAUGUUUUGAAACUGGGACAGCCGAAACCAUGGCAACAAACCUGAGGUGAAGAAGCACGAAGGAGUGAGAAUGAGAUCAAGGUGUCAGAAUAACAGGAGGUGUUACUGGGCUUUCUCAGACCCUGAAACCUGAACCUUGAGGGUUGUGGUUGUCAACUGCAAGUGACUGGGAGCGCCUGUCCCUCUGGUCUAGAGACUGUUGGGAGGGCCUCCCAGCACCGGACCCAGCCUCCGGGUGGGUUUGGGCUUCUGAUCUUUGUCUGUGUGUACAUAUGUAUAUGAUAUUCUUAUGUAUGUAGAAGUUACAAAUUGCUUGGAAGAAAAUAUGCGUCUAAUAAAACCACACUCUAAACUAA